AUCAUGUCUCGAUAACUCUUAUGUCAACUUCCGUUACGCCCUUCCUUCCUUGUUGACAGUGACACGACCUCGUCUGGUGGACACAUCACAGUUUUCAAAUUCCAGCCCUGAUGCCAGCCCGUGGGUGAUACGGUUGACAAGUGAAGAAACGGAACAGUUUAACUGCCCAUCCCAGCAUUUCCUGUGGUUUAUAACCUUUUGGUCAGAGUCAAACUGUAUUGAUGGUCUACACAAUGGGAGACAGGAAUCUCUACUCCAAACUGAUGGUGGAUGUCGUGAUUGGGCCCACAUUAGAUAAGUUGGAGAAGAAGGACAUAUCUGCUGCACAGACGCUCCGCAGAGCAAUCACAAAGGCAGAGUCAACGAUUCCAGGUCUCACAUAUGAUCUUGUUCGAGGUCUCUUGAAGAAAGGGGAAGUCUCUGACCGGCUGGACAUGUGUGAGACCCUGCUGAGACUGGGCGGAACCACAGAUGCUGAAGAGCUACGUAUCCCUCGCACGGAACCGUCUUUCAAGACUCUGUACAAGUGUGCCUGUGACUUGAAGCUUAUACUCAGUCGCAUCCCCGAUCAAAUCUACGACAGGAAACAGUUUUUAGAGACCAUCAAAUCUUAGAAGAAAGGAAAAAAGAAUUUGUUCGUUACUCCAAGAAAUUCAGCAACACCUUGAAGGAGUACUUCCGAGAUACCAAUCAGAACCAAAACGUUUUUCUGAGUGCAAACUUCCUGAUCUACCAGACCAACCUGAUCCUGAAGACCGUCAAGCAGGAAUGUUGUUGAUCUCCCCACCACCACCACCACCACCUCCUCCUCCUGCUCCACUGUCGUCCACCUCAUCAGAUGCAUCGCUAAAUGCUUUCCUGGCAAACUAUACACUUAAUUAAGAUUAUAUGUGAAACAUAUAUAUAUAUGAAGACCACAAUGGGAAAAAUAAUCAAUGUACAAACUCCAAAUAAUUGAUGGAAUUAUUGCCUGUAGCAUUUGGGCCAAAUUCUCAGUGUACUGUAGACUGUAUGUCUUGAGUCUACUCUCAGCCCUUGAAACUGGGAACUUUAAAAAAAAAACACAUUGCACCCUGAGGGCCUGGACGGGAAGUCCAUUGUUAGAUCCUUAGCAAGGGGAAAGA
This is a messenger RNA of Aplysia californica (California sea hare), 1124 nucleotides long. RefSeq names its product programmed cell death protein 10. Gene Ontology annotation, biological process: regulation of Golgi organization; positive regulation of MAP kinase activity. The record is from RefSeq and is a predicted model, not a curated record. Gene Ontology annotation, molecular function: protein kinase binding. Gene Ontology annotation, cellular component: FAR/SIP/STRIPAK complex; Golgi apparatus. NCBI's taxonomy places the organism in Eukaryota, Metazoa, Mollusca, Gastropoda, Aplysiida, Aplysiidae.